Molecule: messenger RNA, 183 nt
Organism: Dentiscutata erythropus
Lineage: Eukaryota; Fungi; Glomeromycota; Glomeromycetes; Diversisporales; Gigasporaceae
Source: the annotation of a GenBank genome assembly
AUGCCUGAAGCAAAAUUAGACACCAAUGACAAACAUCGAAAGAAAAGCGAUUCCAGUGAAUCGCAACACCAACGACGCAAGAAACCAACCUUCGGUGAAAGAGAAACACCGUACUUAACGAUACCAACGAUGAAAAAAAAAACACCAAACAGGACGAUGCCAACGACGCAAGGCACCAACUAG